GACCCCCGCUUCCCGAGCCGCGGACGCCUCAAGUCGGGGGAAGGAGGGUCUGGGUGUGGGAGGGAGACAGACCCGGCGGGGGUCGGCGCCGCUCCGGGGCCCUGCGGCCUGCCCUUCCGGCGGGGGAGGAGAAACGCGCUGCACCGCUCCGCUCCCCUCCCCCGGCUGAGGCGGCAGCGGCGCCACGUCUCGGGCUGGCAGCUGGAGGACGGAGCCCGUCGCUAGCUGUCAGGAUAUUUUCAUGACCUCCUGGAAUUUGAGCUGCCUACUGUAAACCAACGAAUGAAAAGCCCACUGUUGUGCUACUAUACGACAUCUCGAAUAGUACUGCUGCUGAUGGAGAGAAUCUGGACUUGGUAGUUCACUUGGAGGCAAAUUAUUCAGAAGAAUUAAUUUCCUUGGAUCUGGGUCGUUCUUACCAUGGACUCCUCAUCUGUUGAGCAAGGUGCCCUGUUGGAGAACAGAGCUAGCAAUGGGGUGUCUCACAGUUCAGAAGGACGUCUGGAUUAUAAAGCCAAAUCAGAUAUGCCAACUGAAGGAGCUGAAAUUAAUACAACUAGUAUUAAUGCCAACAAAGUGCCAAAUGAAGGAGAAAGUCUGGAGAUAAACAGCAAACGGGGCACUUACCAGAAUGGACCAGAGGCACUCUAUCCUGACCUCCCUUUGUCUUUUGAACCAACCAGCAGUCCACAUGGUCAAGAGUCUCCAGGUGUGGCUGGUUUCCAUGACAACCUAAGGAAGUCUCAGGGAACUAGUGCUGAGGGAAUAGUUCUUAGAAAAGAAGCUUUGCAGUCACUCAAACUAAGUCUUCCCAUGCAAGAAACUGAAUUGUGUUCAUCAGAGUCUUCACUCCCAUUGGAGAAAGAAGAACAAAUCAGACUUCAGGCAAGAAGGCGUCUGGAAGAGCAGCUCAAACAGUACAGAGUAAAAAGGCACCAAGAAAGAUCCAGCUACUCUACAUCCAAAACCCGGCCCUCUAGUACACUAGAUCCUGAGCUGAUGUUAAAUCCAGAAAUCUUGCCAAGGGCCAGCACUGUAGCUAUGACAAAAGAGUACUCCUUCUUGCGGACCAGUGUCCCAAGGGGGCCAAAACUGGGCAGCCUGGGACUUCCAGCGCCUUCAAAAGAGAAAAGAAGCUCCAAAUCUUCCAAGUCAAGUAAUAUCCGUUCCUUGGCUGAUUACAGAACUGAAAAUUCAGAUCCUGGAAAUGCUACUAGAAAUUUUGAGACUGCUGAUGCAUCUGGUGGGUCUCUAAAGGAGAAUAGAAGUGGUCUGACUUCUGUUGUAUCUGAAAUCAGUCUCCGUUCUGAAACAGAUGACCGACUGGAGAAUUCCUCCAUAGCAGGAGACAGUGUUUCAGAGAUUGACGGAAGCGAUUUAGGAAUAAGGCUGGAUGGAAAUGAGAGUGACAGCUCUACCUACAGCAGUGUGUCAGGAAGGGGGAUGUAUAGCAUUUUACUGAAUGCAGAAGGCAAACAGGAGAUUUCAUAUACAGUAAAUGGCCAGGAGAUCCCUUCAGAUGGAAUGGGGCAAUUUCCUUCCAUCAGGGAAGUAUUGCAGGCUGCAGCAGCAGAGCAUCAUGCCCAGGACCAGGAAGUUAAUGGGGAAGUGCGGAGUCGGAGAGACAGUCUUUCUAGCAGUGUGUCUAUGGAAAGCUCUAUCACAGGAACUCAUGAUGAAAUGUUGCAGGUCCUAAAAGAAAAGAUGAGACUUGAAGGACAGCUCGAAGCACUGUCAUUAGAAGCUAAUCAGGCCCUUAAAGAGAAGACCGAGCUGCAAGCCCAAAUUGCAGCUUUGAACAUGAGGCUUCAGGCUCAGUUGGAGCACUGCCAGAGCAGCCAACAGAAGCAGGAUUCUUUGAGCUCAGAAGUGGCUACCUUAAAGCAAUCUUGCUGGGAUCUGGAACGAGCUAUGGCUGACCUGCAGAACACCUUGGAAGCCAAGAAUGCUAGCUUGGCUUCCUCAAAUAAUGACCUGCAACUAGCAGAGGAACAGUACCAAAGACUCAUGGGAAAAGUUGAAGAGAUGCAAAAAAAUGUUCUCAGCAAGGAUAACACAGUACACAGUCUGCGACAGCAAAUGGCUUCCUUACAGAACCAGCUUCAGCAGGUGCAGUUAGAACGGACCACGUUGACCAAUAAGCUAAAAGCAUCUCAAGCAGAGAUCGCAUCGCUGCAAAAUGUGCGGCAGUGGUACCAGCAGCAAUUGGCAGUGGCACAGGAGGCACGUGUUAGACUACAGAGUGAGAUGGCCAAUAUACAGGCUGGGCAAAUGACCCAAGCAGGUAUGUUGGAGCACCUCAAACUAGAGAACGUAUCAUUGUCUCAUCAGCUAACAGAGACCCAGCACAGAUCCAUCAAAGAAAAGGAACGUAUUGCAGCACAGCUGCAAAAUAUUGAGGCUGACAUGUUAGAUCAAGAAGCUGCAUUUGUACAGAUCCAGGAGGCUAAAACCAUGGUGGAAGAUGACCUGCAGAGAAGGCUGGAGGAGUUUGAGGAUGAGAGAGAACAACUGCAGAAAAUGGCUGAUUCUGCAGGAACACUGGAACAAGAACUGGAACAGAUGAAAUUGACUCUGCAUCAGCGAGAUCUGCAGCUUGAAUCUUUACAGCAGGAGCAUCUAGUGCUCAUGAAGCAGCUCACCUUAACCCAAGAAACAUUGCACACCAAAGAGCAGUCCCUAAAUGACCUACAGACUCAAUAUGAUGAGCUGGUGGCCAGGUUAGAGGAAUUCCAAGGUGAUGUUAUUUCCAAGGAUGACACGAUCCAAUAUCUGCAGAAUGAGAAGAUUGUCCUAGAGGUAGCUCUGCAGGCAGCAAAAGCGAACAAAGAAGAACUUGACGAAGGAGCAAAAUGCUUAGGUGAAAGUACUGAGGCAGCAUCAGAAAUCUUGGCGCAAUUGAGACAAGAAAUCGCUAUAAAGUCAAGCCAGGUGGAAAAUCUGCAACAGGAAAGUGCCAGCCUGAAGAAACAGACCCAAAAAGUAAAGGAGCAGUUCCUACAGCAAAAGGUAAUGGUGGAAGCUUAUCGAAGAGAUGCAAGUUCAAAGGACCAGCUGAUUAGUGAAUUGAAAUCUACAAAGAAGCGGCUGGAUUCAGAAGUGAAAGAAUUAAAACGGGAGCUACUGAAACUUCAAGGUGAAAAGCAAUCCAUUGAUGUUGAACGCUCAAGACUUCAGAAGGAAGUAUCCCAGGUUCACCAGCAGAUGGUGGAGUUAGAAAGCCAUCUCCAGUCAGUGCAAAAAGAACGGGAUGACAUGGAGAUACAGCUACAGUCUUUGCAGAUUGAUAAAGAACAAAUGACAUCUCUUGCUGAGGUGAAUGAGGUAUUAAAACUACAGGUAGAACAAAUGCAAGAGGAAGCCAAAAAGGCCAUCACCGAACAGAAACAAAAAAUGAAGCGUCUGGGGUCAGAUUUGACCAGUGCACAGAAAGAAAUGAAGGCAAAACACAAAGCCUAUGAGAAUGCAGUUGGCAUUCUUAGCCGCCGGCUGCAGGAAGCCCUCACUGCAAAGGAAUCUUCUGAAGUGGAGCUGAGCAAACUAAAAGCACAAAUCGCUGAUGGAGGAAAUAACCAGGCUUCCCAUGAAAGGAUUCAAGCUCUGGAGACAGAGCUGCAGGCUGUUAGCCACAGUAAGAUGAUGUUGGAGAAAGAGCUGCAAGAAGUAAUUUCACUCACCAGCCAGGAGCUUGAGGAGUACAGGGAAAAAGUGAUUGAACUUGAGGAUGAGCUUCAGGAAUCUAGAGGUUUCAAGAGGAAGAUAAAACGUUUAGAAGAAAUAAACAAGAAGUUGGCCCUCGAACUGGAACAUGAACGAGGGAAGCUCACUGGUCUUGGUCAGUCUAACACUGCUUUGCGGGAGCACAACAAGAUCCUAGAAACAGCACUAGCAAAGAGAGAGGCAGACCUGGUACAGCUGAAUCUCCAGGUUCAAGCAGUCCUAAAGCGUAAAGAGGAGGAGGAUCAGCAAAUGAAACAACUUAUUCAAGCCUUACAGACUGCCUUAGAAAGAGAAAAGUCAAAAGUUAAUAACCUUAAAGAGCAGGUUGCGACAGCCAAAGUAGAUGCAGCACAUAACCGUCGUCAUUAUAGAGCUGCUGUUCUUGAGCUGAGCGAAAUUAAGAAAGAGCUACAAGCCAAAGAACUGCUUGUCCAAGCCCUUCAGGCUGAAGCAGACAAACUACAGGUUGAGGAUCGGAAACAUUCUCAAGAAGUAUCUCAGUUCCAGCAAGAGUUGGCAGAAGCCCGGUCUCAACUCCAGCUUCUACAGAAACAGUUGGAUGAACAACUUAGCAAACAGCCUGUAGAAAACCAAGAGGUUGAAGACCUCAAAUGGGAGGUGGAGCAGAAGGAGAGAGAAAUACAAACGAUGAAGCACCAGUUGGAUAUGACUGAGCAACGUAGUCAAAAGGAGUUAGAAGGAAUACAGCUAGUAUUACAGAAUAUCAAGACCGAGUUGGAGAUGGUGCGGGAAGAUCUGUCAAUGACUCAGAAGGACAAGUUCAUGCUUCAGGCUAAAGUGACUGAAUUGAAGAACAGCAUGAAGACAUUGCUGCAGCAGAACCAGCAGCUGAAGACAGACCUGAAACAUGGCAAGAUGAAGAAGAAGAAGGAACUGAAGGGAGAGAUUAAUUCUUCAAAUCCGGUGACUCCAGUGAAGAUUCCUGACUGUCCAGUCCCUGCUGCGCUGCUAGAAGAGCUAUUGAAACCACCAACAGCUGUGAGCAAGGAGCCUUUAAAAAACCUGAACAGCUGUCUCCGCCAACUAAAGCAAGAAAUGGACAGCCUUCAGCGUCAGAUGGAGGAACACACCAUAACAGUACAUGAAUCAAUGUCUUCAUGGACUCAGAUCGAAGGGCAAUUAAUGGACCUAACUUCUACCUGUCCUGCAACAGCAUCAGGCGAGCAGGAAAUUCCUGCUGUGGACAUAAAAGAACAGAAUCACAAUGCUGGUGACAAAGAAGCGUUGAAACAAUGACCAUUGUUUUUCAUCACAACUGCUUUAAGCGUGUACAGGAAUCUUUAUCAUUAUUUGUUUCAGUGGAUUUCUUUGUUAAAGGCAAAAGCAGAGCAAAUGAAUGGUUUCAAGGAAUCAGUAAAACAUUCAUUGCAGACCAUGCUGUAUUAAGGUUUCCUGUGAGGGAUGGUUUCAUCUCACUGAAGUAGUGAAAUCCAUGUUGGGGACAGAUGAUAAAUUUGGCCCAUUUAUGAGUCUAGGCAGAAAUUCAGAGGAAGGGUUAAAAAAAUCUGAAUUAUUACAGAGAGAGGCCAAGAAGACAGUGUUAGAUUCUGGAUCUGGAUUUGUUUAAUUUAGUUAAGGAAUCACUGUAAUCUUGCAACAUCAGAUUAUCUCAAAUUUUUCACCAUCUUGGGCUGCAUCCAAAUCGUAUCUGGAAAAGUAAGUCUUUUUCCAGUUCCAACCAUAGGCACUGGGUCAGGCUUGGGAAUCUGAAUCCAAAACCUCCACCCUCUUGAAUUAAGGCUGUAGGUGUCCGGAUUUCAGAUUUUGGUUCAAGCCUGUCUCUAGUUAUGACAAGCACCAUUGCCCUAUAUUAAAAGAAAUGGACUAUGAAAGUUGGUCAGUGCAGACCAGUAACUUUCUUUGGCAAUGUUUGCCCAGGACAUUGUCUGGAGUGCCUGAUUUCCCUCUUGCAUUCUCAGGCCAGUGGGGAGCUUUGUUUCACUGCACAAAUGCUUUUUUUGCACCUUUUUAGUUAAUUUCUGAAGAAGACAUCCCCGGUACAGGGUAUGUAUAUAAAUAAUAAUCAUCUGACCUGUUUUAAUAUGCUUAUACAGUAAAUUAAGAUUGACAUGGGUGUUUUUGUUACUGUCAUUGUUUUAAUGUAUGACAUUUAAGUUUACUGUUGGAAAACAUUGUACAUAGUCCUUAAAGAAACUAGCCCAAAAAACCAGAGAUUUUAGAAAUGUAACUAUUUUAUUUGUAUCUUAAAGACAAAAUGAUAUGCCUAUAAAAUUAUUUUUAUUUUCAUUAGCUUUAACUUUUCUCAUCCCGCUCCCAAGUAGAUGCAUAUUGUUUAUGAAUGGGAGCAUUGGCACUACUGCAGCCUUCCUUGCAAAGGCACCCUGUUCAAUUUAAUGCAAGAUGACUGAAGCAACUGCCUUAGAGUCAUUUCUCCUUUGAUCACAUCCCUGUCCUGUUGACAGUGCCCGGAUAGGGUCAUCCCUUCCUCCUCAUUCCUCUAGAAGUAACACCGAUGCUUUGUUUUGCCUACUCUACAGUCUGAAUCACACUUUGCACAUGACAAACUUACAUCUAGAGGAAUCAGUGGAUGCUCACGUACAUACAUGUACUUUUUGUUUUUCUUGAAAGAUAUAGAAAAUAGGGACAGUUACAUGCUCUGUAGUUUGGAUUUUUUUGACCAAUCAAUACAAGUAGAUUAAAUUACUGAAAAAACUGAUGAGGUUCUUGUGCGAUAAGGAUUGUUUGGUACUUAGAUUUUUGCAUAUACUGAGACACAUUAUCAUCCUUAUCUCUGUUCUGCAGAUGGUCAAAACCCAUCUUUUUCUAGAAAGGCAGUUAUCUUUCCUCUGAGAGGGCUGCUUUUUUGCAAUAUCUUUAAAAUAAAAAUAAAAAGCUAAAACAAACCAAUUUACCUUUUAUCUCAAAAUUUAGUUCUCUAAACCCCUUUUACUCAAGCUCUAAUCCUGAUGAACAGCUUGUACUACAACAGUGUCUAAACUGACUGACUGUAAAACUCCAGUAUUGGAUUAUAUCUUAUCUUUUUGCUAAAAUAAAAUAUGAAGGACUGAUAUUAAAGUUAAAAGUCAAGGAUUUCGGGUUUGAGAGGGAAGGAAUGCUUUAAUGUGGCAUUAGUUGCCAAUCAUGUAGGAUUACUGAACUGUUUUGAAAAAAGCCAAAAGCUUUACUGACUCUCCCAGAUGUGCUAAUGUUUAUAUACUACUUAAGUCUUAUUUUACAGAGUAAUGGUACUGACUAAUUUUGCUGCUGUUCGUGUCCUUUAAGCUGCCUGUAUAUUGUGCUCUGAGGAAAAAAUAAAAAUACUGUAUUGUUAAUUGAUCAAGUUAAAACUACAUAAUGACUAAUAUAUUCAGUGCAAAAAACGUAUCAAAUGUUCAGGUUUUUAAGUAAAAUACCAUUUGUGCAGGGUUAAUAUUACUGUUCUGUGUGACAAAAUGCAUUAUCUACAGGUUAAGAAUCCAUUAUGUUUUAAUUUGUAAGUUUGGCAACAUUUGUACAGCCAAAGCAUUUAUCUGAGAUUUGUAUUGUACUAGUUAUCAUAAUGCACCCUUUUUCAGGGCAAUGCUGCAUCUUUCUUAUGACCGCUUUAAAAGACAUCAGUGUAUAUUAAUACAGCAAAGUAGCCUUAAGUGUAUAGUUUUCCUCUUAAGAAAAGAGAUACAUUAGCAGGGCCGUCCCUAUGGAGGUGCAGGCCUGGGGCGGAAGUGACGAAUCUGUCUCUUCUGGGACCGACCCAUCACUUCUGGGACCGACCACACCGGCCAAUCACACUGGCCUGUGGGGCCCCCCAAAGCGCGGGGCCUGGAGUGGUCGUCCUGAUUCACCGUACCCAAGGGACGGCUCUGUACAUUUGUUAUGUGAAAAUUGAUUUCCCCUUUACUCAACCAACCUGUCUCUGAGGGUAACCAGUUUCCUUUUUUAGACCCUUAAGAUAUCAUACUCCUUGUUCCUUUAAUUUAUAUUCACCACCCUUUACAAAACAAAAACAAAACCCUUCCUUGGGACCUAAAAGGGGUGGAUGACACUUGAGGGUGCUAAACUCUAUGAAGUGCUGAGGACAUCCUACUCCUUGUGAAGUCAGCAGGAGUUGAGGGAAUUCAGCAUAUCCUAGGAGAUGCUCGGCACAUUACAGGUCCAAGCCUUCACUUUAGAGCCCUUCAACCUUAUUCCUUAAUUCAGAGAGGUGGUGAUUGUUUUUUAAAAGGUUCUCCGUUCCACCCUGGGGCUCAGCAUAAUGUCUCCACAGCAGUCUCAGAUCUCUUGUUUCUCAGGCCAGUAAAACCUAGGAGUGGGAAUAAAAAUCCUGGUCCCUCCUGCAUGUAUAAGAGCACUGACAAAUAAUUAAGAAGAAAAUCAGUGCCUCAUUAACAUUGGUGUGCUUUUAGAAACUAAAGGAAUAAUCUCAAAGGGAUCUAUUUUUGCUGUGGUUUUGCACUGCAAUGGAAUGUAAUUUCUAUGUAUGUUUCCUCACUCCUAGUAGUUGCUACUUCCCCAGCCAAGUUUUAAUGAUGAAAGAGAAAUAAAUGUUGCUGUAUUGUAAAAAAAAUUACUACGUAAUAAGGUGGUAAAGGCUGCAGCAUUAUUUUUCAAAACCAUGUAUUGUUUUUGCUUUUUUGAAGAAAAUUUCCCAGUUGUCUGUUUAAACCUAUGUUGGAAGGAAGCUUCUGUAGUUAGUCUCUGGUGUUGUAUUUUGCAUGAAGUUUAAUUCCAUUGUCUUCCAGGUUACUUGGAAAUUUUUGUGUGCCACAUUAGGUGGUCAACUCAGUCCUUCCUCUUCUUGUGAAAAGAGUCUGAUCCCAUACUCUUCACUCAGGCAAUACCCCUAUUGAAAUCUGUGGGAGUUUCAUGUGUGUAAGGAGUAUAGUAUAAGUGCCCAGAAUGGAAAUUCUAUCUAGGGCAUAUACAUUCAUGUAUUGUAUAUUCCUCCUCAUAUAAGUGAAAUUCAGUGUUGUGAGGGUUUAACAGCAAUUAAGAUAUCCCCCAGGGUGCAUUGAUGGUGAUUAAUCUGGGCAAUAUAAAUUUGAUUCUAAGAUAGCAAAUUCACUACUGGUUUAAUAGAUGCACAAACUGGUGAUGUAUGUUUAUGUCAAUUUUGGGAGUGAGGUGUGAAUUCUUGCAUGUCAUACCCCCAGUGACCAGAAGCCUUUUUUAUGGAUACAGUGUUUUCAUUAUGAAAGCAGUGACAGCCCAGAGUAACCAUUAAUGCUAGCCAGAUGGGAGGGAAACGUUCUAAAUAUUGUAAAAGAAACGCUGUCAUGUUUUAUACGUGAUUUUCAGUCAUCUACUGUCUAAUUCAAUUGUAUUUAUAAAAACAUUGUCAUUUCACAAAGUUUCUGAGUGGAUAACCCAGGGGAGGGAGGAGUUAUACUAUGUACAACUAAUGAUUAUGACCUUACAAAGCAUGUAAUUAAAAAAAAUUAAGGUGUGCAUAGGAAAUCCUUAAAAGUUUUGUGCAAUAAACUAUUUUUGGUAAA
Molecule: messenger RNA, 9194 nt
Organism: Trachemys scripta elegans
Lineage: Eukaryota; Metazoa; Chordata; Testudines; Emydidae
Gene: GOLGA3
Product: golgin A3
Exons: 24
Coding region: 421-4977 (1518 amino acids)
Source: RefSeq, a predicted model, not a curated record